GCGGAGUUGCCACCUGUGCCAGCUGUCUCCUCGGUACCGUCCUCUCGGUGCCGUCCUCUUGGUGCCGUCCUCUCGGUGCCGUCCUCUCGGUGCCGUUGAGCAUCCCGAAACCCGGCAUCCGCGAUAAGGUCAGCGAGGCGGAUGUCAGCAUUCCUCGGCCUUCUCCAGAUGGCAGAUGGCAAGUCACAUGCCGCAACAUUACCCCAGCGUCAGCUUACGCUGCUGUACUCAUCUCUCACAUAUAUCCCCCCCUUCUCUCCUAGACCCAGUCCCAUACCCUCUCCCACCACGCCAUGAAAGUCGACCCGGACGUGCCGCCGCACAUCGCGGCGUGGAUCGACCGCUUCUACAAGAUCACCGACGCCGCGGACCACGACGCGUACCUGGCGCAGUUCGAAGCGGAUGCGACCUUCAACGUGCUUGGCGCGCGGCAGGGACACGACCUGAUCCGGAAGGGGCGCGAGUGGAGCUUCAAACACCGCGGCGCGAACCAGGUGCACCGCUGGUUCCACAUCUGGUGUCCGCAGCCGGACGUCGCCUACGUGAUCGGCGACAACGACUUUACGCGCGCGGCGGACGGGCAGUUCGUCAAUGUGCCGUUUAUUGCGCGCAUGACGUUCAACGGCGCGACCGAGGUCGAGGGGCUCAAGAUGAAAGACUACUAUGUCUGGGUUCGCUUUCCGCCGGGGGAGGACUAUACCGACUUGCCGGGUGUCGGGAAGUAGGCGCGGACGGAGCGAGGGGGUUGUUGUAUUGAGCACUAUGUAUAGAGCUCCAGCGGGUCGUUGGCGAGGACAUGAACAACCUCGUCAGUCAUGGACGACGUUUCGGAGAGUUCGGUGACUAAGUAAAAUCACCGAGCACCCG
Messenger RNA from Cutaneotrichosporon oleaginosum, 867 nucleotides. RefSeq lists its product as uncharacterized. Lineage: Eukaryota; Fungi; Basidiomycota; Tremellomycetes; Trichosporonales; Trichosporonaceae. The record is from RefSeq and is a predicted model, not a curated record.